Letharia lupina is the source of this 2211-nucleotide messenger RNA. RefSeq lists its product as uncharacterized. The transcript is spliced from 4 exons. The record is from RefSeq and is a predicted model, not a curated record. NCBI's taxonomy places the organism in Eukaryota, Fungi, Ascomycota, Lecanoromycetes, Lecanorales, Parmeliaceae. The coding region runs from base 1 to 2211 and encodes 736 amino acids. Gene Ontology annotation, biological process: DNA-templated transcription; regulation of DNA-templated transcription. Gene Ontology annotation, molecular function: DNA binding; zinc ion binding; DNA-binding transcription factor activity, RNA polymerase II-specific.
AUGUCAACGCCAGAGCGAAGCACCCCGGCCACGUCUCUCGCGGCCACGGAUCGUCCCUUCUCACAAGCUGCGAAGCCGCAGCGGGUGCUUGCGUGCGUGUUGUGUCAACAGCGAAAGGUGAAAUGUGACCGCAAAUUCCCCUGUGCCAACUGUAUCAGGUCCCACGCGCAGUGCGUACCCGCCGCGACGCUAGUCCUCCGCCAGCGUCGCCGCAGGUUUCCCGAGCGAGAGCUGCUGGACCGCCUCCGCUACUACGAGAGCUUGCUCCGCCACAGUAACAUCAAAUUUGAGCCGCUCCAUAAGGAAUACUCGACCACAGAGAAGAAAUCGCUCAACACAGACACCGAGGGUCGCGGCUAUGACUCCCAAGACGAUGAGCAGCUAGUAGCUACUGCGGGCGCAGAUCAGUCGUCGUCUCCUUCGAUGGCAGUCAAGUCCGAAACUGUAUACGAGGCCAAGAAACUCUGGCACGCCAUGAAUCAAAGGGCACAGUCUCGAAAUCCCGACGAUGAUAGCAGCGAUUCCUCGCCCGAUGAUGUGCGUGAGGCUAUGGUCAAGGACGCCUGGAAUGAACUGUAUCACAAUAACGACCAUCUCCUGUUCGGCUCGCGUGAGACAGCCGUCGAUGUCUUUACCCUGCACCCGGAACUGGUCCAGAUCUUUAGGCUCUGGCAGAUCUAUAUCGACAACGUCAAUCCGCUGCUCAAAGUCACACACACUCCCACCCUGCAAGCACGCAUCAUAGACGCCGCCAGCAACGUGGCCAGCAUCAAGCCCACCUUGGCGGCGCUCAUGUUCAGUAUCUAUUGCGUGUCCAUUCUGAGUCUCGGCGAGGACGAAUGCCGUACCAUGUUCGGUACGCCAAGGGAACGUCUUCUGACGAGGUAUCAGUCUGGCUGUCAGCAAGCUCUACUGAAUUGUGGGUUUCUACGCUCCGGCGAUCGUGACUGCUUGACCGCGUUAUAUCUAUACCUUAUCUCGGUCAGACCCGCUACAGAUCCCCAGUCUCUGUCUUCCAUGCUCGGUGUUGCGAUCCGCAUUGCGCAACGCAUGGGGCUUCACAACGAGUCGGCCUAUGCCAAAUGCCCCGCUCUCGAGGCUGAAAUGCGCCGAAGACUUUGGUGGUCUCUCAUACUCUUCGACACUCGCAUUUGCGAGCUGGCCGACUACAAGACCGCGAUGCUAGUUCCUACCUGGGACUGCAGGACUCCUCUCAACCUCAAUGAUUUUGAUCUCCAACCAGAGAUGAAAGAUCCACCAGCGGUUCAGGAGAAAUCUAGCGAGGCCCUUUUCGCCGUCGUGCGCAGCGAGAUGGGCGAGUUCGUCCGUCACAGCGCGUUCCAUCUCGACUUUGUCAGUCCGGCUUUGAAGGCGGUUGCCAAGGACGUCCAGGGCGGCCACGUUCCAGAAGGUGGCAAGCUGGUCGCGCUGGAGAAAAUGAUCGAGGACAAUCAUCUCAAGUUCUGCAAUCCUGAGAACCCACUCCAUUUCAUGACGAUCUGGACGGCGCGCGGUUACCUCGCUAAAAACCGUCUCCUUGAACAUUAUUCAAGAUUUCCGAGGUCGUCUGUGCAGCAGACGGACGUGCAACGCGACGCUGCCAUUUCCCAUGCACUGAGCAUGCUUGAGUGCGAUACGAAUCUCAUGACUUCACCCCAUACCACAGGGUACCUUUGGUUUGUUCACUUCCACUUUCCAUUUCCCGCAUACAUUCAUAUUGUUCAAGACCUGAGAAUGCGGCCUGUCAGCGACCACGCUGAACGGACUUGGGAGAUUAUGAGCGACAACUACGAGGCCCGAUUCAUGUUUCUGGGACAAGACGACAAUCCGCUCUUCAAGAUUUUUACUAAAAUAAUCCUCCAGGCUUGGGAAGCGCGCGAACUAGUGUUCAGACAAUCGGGAAAGCCGCUAGUGCCACCACGAAUUGUGUCUGACAUUAAACGAAAAGUGGCGCAAACGACGCAAGAUGCACAUGAUCCUUGUAUAAAACAGCCCAACGAUGUAUUCGGCAUGAAUACUGACUUUUCAAUGUCGAUGCCAGUGGACUCUGGUUGCCACAGUCUGCUUUAUGGCAUGGGAGGGCAAGGCUAUGUAGGGUCGGAGUCGAGCCCACAACAUAACAUGCCCGGACAGGCUGCGCUGGAUGUUGAUCUGAAUGACUUGAAUUGGACUCCAAUGGACUGGAAUCCGUUGUAUCGCUGCGACUGGUGA